Messenger RNA from Amphibalanus amphitrite, 2126 nucleotides. Its product is annotated as sex peptide receptor-like. Gene Ontology annotation, cellular component: membrane. NCBI's taxonomy places the organism in Eukaryota, Metazoa, Arthropoda, Thecostraca, Balanomorpha, Balanidae. The record is from RefSeq and is a predicted model, not a curated record. Gene Ontology annotation, molecular function: G protein-coupled peptide receptor activity. Gene Ontology annotation, biological process: G protein-coupled receptor signaling pathway. The transcript has a single exon. The coding region runs from base 527 to 1765 and encodes 412 amino acids.
CAACAGUCCGACAGUGGCGGCGCAUCAGUCGAUAGGGUUCGGCCUGGUCCGACGGGUAGAGGACUGAGGUCGUGGUAGAGGAUUAAGGUUUAGUGGCGAAAAGAGCCAAGUAGAGAGGCUGGAAGACUGUGGACAAGCGUGGAACUGAGCUGAAGAGCACAGGACUUUGGAAAGAGGAGUUGCGAAAGGCUCACUGCCGAAGUUACGCCACUCCAUCGAAGUUACGACAGAAGACGUCGAAGCAAAGAAAACUGAAAGCAAGGUGAGAAAGAAAAAAAAACGUCAUUUUCGUAUCAGAACUGAAAUGAGCUAGCUGACUUAUAAAUUUUGAGCUACUGAGACAGCCAAUCUCUUCGAGGGCGCCGGUCUUCACGCGUCUUGUAAGAUCAUCAUUCAAAUAGGAGAAAGGCCAAGUAAGCGGCACAGAGAUUGAUCGCACACCAGAGCCGUGCCAGAAGCGAACCCCUAAAAAGGCUCUGUUCUGUCGUUGACUCUGCUCGCCACCACGGCACACCACCGCGCCACCAUGGGUCUGAACGAGGACGACCUGCGGCAGCUGUUCGCCGGCUACCAGUGCCGGGAUGGCGACGUCGUGUUCGAGCGAACGCCCGAGUCGCUGGUUUGCUGGGACCGAAACGCCUCCGGGCAGAACGGGAUCCUGAUGCCGCGGCCGGCCAACCUGAACCACCAGUGGCCGCUGCAGUACGCGCUGCCGCUCUACGGCUACGUCAUGCCGCUCCUGUUGGCCGUCACCAUCGUGGCCAACACGCUAAUCGUGGUGGUCAUGUCGCGCCGACACAUGCGCACGCCCACCAACCUGGUCCUGAUGGCGAUGGCAGUCUCCGACAUGCUGACGCUGCUGCUGCCGGCGCCCUGGCUGCUCUACCUGUACACCUUUGGCAACUACCACAAGCCGCUCGACUCCAUCUACGCGUGCUACAUGCACGUCACGAUGACGGACACGCUGCCGGCGCUGUUCCACACCAGCAGCAUCUGGCUGACGCUGGCUCUGGCCGUGCAGCGCUACGUGUACGUCUGUCACGCGGCUGUGGCCCGUGUCUGGUGCACCGAGCGACGCGUGGUGCGCGCCAUCGGCUGGAUCUACGCACUGGCGCUGCUGCACCAGGCCAGCCGCUUCUUCGACAAGAGCUACGACCUGCUGGAGGUGAUCCACAUGGGCCGCGUCACGUCCAGCUGCUCCAUCGGCCGGCCGCACUGGGUCACCGACGUCAUCAACACCGGCCUCUACUACGGCGUCUACUUCGGCUUCCGCGUGCUCUUCAUCCACCUGCUGCCCUGCAUCAGCCUGGUGGUACUCAACAUCCUGCUGUUCCGCACCCUGCAGGAGACGCGCGCCAAACGCGAGCGGCUGCUCAGCGGCGUCGGAGGGGCGAACAAGCGGCGCCGGGACUGUCAGCGGCGCCGCGACCCGCACUGCACCACCCUCAUGCUGAUCGUCGUGGUGACCGCCUUCCUGAUCGUGGAGAUCCCGAUGGCCGUCUUCACGUGCCUGCACAUCGUGGAGAACCUACUCGGCAACAGGGUGGAGCUGCUGGAUUACGACAGGCGCCAGGCGCUGAUCGUCAUCAUCAACUUCAUCAUCAGUCUGUCGUACCCCAUCAACUUCGCCAUCUACUGCGGCAUGUCGCGCCAGUUCCGCGAGACGUUCCGCGACCUCUUCGUCACCGGCAAGGUGUCCCAGUUCUCCGCCGGUAGCUGCAAGUACUCGGGCAUCAACGGAAAACGCAACGAGACCAUGCUCUGAGGCCGGGCGACGAGGACGCUGAGGCAGGCAGCGGUCCCGCGCUCCCGGAGCCGGAGGACCGGCCGAGGCGUCAUGCGCUCAGGAAACGUGACGUGGGCUGCCCACUUUACAGGUGACACUGUAAAUAUUGAGUAUUUAUAAUAGCAAUGUAGGAUUCCAUUGCCGCACGACUUUAAGGUACCUCAGAGUAGUGAGGCAGAAUGUUGUCCACGGCUUCAAGAUAAACCACCUCAGCUGUGGAUAUAAAUUAUAGAUUUGCGUCUCCGGGCUAACUUGGAAGAUCAGUAAUUCAAUGAAAAUACGCUCAAUAAAUUCAUACGUCAAGGCUAAAAAAAAAUCAAUCAAAAAUGUCACACAGCAC